Guillardia theta CCMP2712 is the source of this 477-nucleotide messenger RNA. RefSeq lists its product as hypothetical. Lineage: Eukaryota; Cryptophyceae; Pyrenomonadales; Geminigeraceae. The record is from RefSeq and is a predicted model, not a curated record. The transcript has 2 exons. The coding region runs from base 1 to 477 and encodes 158 amino acids.
AUGGAACGGUUGGUGAAGCUCCACGAAUUCGAGCGUAUGCGACGGCCUGUUGUGUGCCUGCGGCGGCUGUGCGGGUGUGGAUGCCGUGGGGGCUGUGCCCUGGCCCAGACGCUGAGGAGGAUUGCGCUGGAGACCGGCCUUUUGAUCCGCUUCGAGAAGGUCCUUUCGGGGCAGGAUCUCGACCCGGGGGAUGUUGUGAUGGAUGCUGCGACAUCGUGCAGCGUGAUGGAUGCCGAGGGGUGCCAUCUCGUGUGGGUGAACUACGUGAAGCUGGAGCCGAACGGUUUCCCGAGCACUGCUUCGAGGAGGUCCUGGCUCUGCUUUGGAGAUCUGCUCCGUGGCCGUGUGUCGCUUGAUGACGCCGAGGUCCAGAAGUAUCGAAGAUUCUUCAAGCGCUGCGCGAGUGUCUUCACCGAGAAGUUCGGGGAUGGCGGCGACAUGGGGGCUGUGCUGAAGUAUUUUCUUGGGAGCGAGUGA